This is a messenger RNA of Brassica oleracea var. oleracea, 1711 nucleotides long. RefSeq names its product heat stress transcription factor A-1b. Gene Ontology annotation, cellular component: nucleus. Gene Ontology annotation, molecular function: DNA-binding transcription factor activity; RNA polymerase II cis-regulatory region sequence-specific DNA binding. The transcript is spliced from 2 exons. Lineage: Eukaryota; Viridiplantae; Streptophyta; Magnoliopsida; Brassicales; Brassicaceae. Gene Ontology annotation, biological process: regulation of transcription by RNA polymerase II. The coding region runs from base 171 to 1490 and encodes 439 amino acids. The record is from RefSeq and is a predicted model, not a curated record.
ACUGCUUCCUCGAAGAAGUCUUUCUCUCUCCCUCAGCUUGAAAGAUCAAAGGUUGAGUCUUUCCUUUCCGUCUUGUGAGUCUCUCUGUAUGUGUGUUGAGCUCGUGAAUCAAUCUCAACCAACCAAUCCAUCGUCUGCUUUAGUGGAGUAGCUCUUGCUUUUUUUCCUUUAUGGAACCGGUUCAAUCCGUACCGUCUGAGAACUCAAACCCGCCGUCUAUCCCUCCGCCGGUGAGCUCAGUGCCGCCCUUUUUGAGCAAAACCUACGACAUGGUUGAUGACCCUUCGACCAAUGAGGUCGUGUCCUGGAGCAGCGGGAACAACAGCUUCGUCGUCUGGAACGUGCCUGAGUUCUCCAAAGUGCUAUUGCCUAAGCAUUUCAAGCACAAUAAUUUCUCCAGCUUCGUUAGGCAGUUAAAUACAUACGGAUUCAGAAAAGUUGAUCCAGAUCAAUGGGAAUUUGCAAAUGAAGGAUUUUUAAGAGGCCAAAAACAACUACUGAAGGGUAUUGUAAGGAGAAAGCCUCAGAAUCAGCAACAAACUCAAGUUAAGAACUCAUCUGCUGGCGCUUGUGUGGAGGUGGGGAAGUUUGGAAUAGAAGAAGAAGUGGAAAGACUCAAGCAUGACAAGAACGUGCUUAUGCAAGAGCUUGUGAGGCUGAGUCAGCAGCAACAAGCAACCGAGCACCAGCUGCAGAACGUGGGACAGAAAGUUCAGGUGAUGGAGCAGAGGCAACAACAAACGAUGUCGUUUCUGGCAAAGGCGGUUCAGAGUCCAGGUUUCUUAAACCAGUUGGUGCAGCAGAAUAGUGAUUGUAACAAACAUAUUCAGGGAAGCAACAAAAAGAGGAGACUUCCGGGAGAUGAAGAGGAGAGUUGUGGAGAGCUUAACCGUCAAAUUGUUAAGUAUCAGCCGUCCUUAAACGAAGCAGCACAAACUAUGCUUGGACAGAUCUUGAACAGGAGUAGCUCAACUCGGUGUGAAUCGGUUUCAAACAAUCCUGACAGUUUCCUGUUGGAUGAUGCUCACAGUACUAACUCAGCUCACUCAACAAUGAAUCAAGUACAUGAGGCAGGUUUGGUGGAUCAUCCUCAAGCUGUUCCAAGUCCAAGCCAAGGAGUAGCAGCAGCUGCAUCUUCUUGGAGCCCUGAAUCUGAAUUAGUUGGGUUCGAGACAGGUGAUGGAGUGUGUUUCGAUCCAAUAAUGGCUGCUUUAGGUGGCUCGCUGGAAAUAGAAAGCGAUGAAGUUUCUCGUGUAGGUGAGGGAGAGAUGACUGAGUUACAGAACGAGGUCCCGAAGCUGCCAGGAGUCCAAGAUUCAUUAUGGGAACAGUUCUUUGCUGAUGAGAUCGGUGAGGGAGACGACAUUCUUUCUGGAGCAGUGGAGAAUGGUGACAUGGUAAUGGAGCAAGAACCGAACGAGUGGAAGCAACAAGAAAUGAACCAUCUUAGUGAACAAAUGGAACUUCUUUCUUCAGAAACAAGGAACUGAAGGUAAGAACAUGGGGAAAAGUAUCUGCAUUGUUGUUCUGUCAUCAGUUGUUUCUCACAGAUGUAGAUCUUCAGGGGAGACUGUGAAGUGGAUAUGAACGAAGGAGGAGAUAUAUAUAUUUAAAAAAAAAACAUCUACCACUGCUUGUGAAUAAUCAAAUCUUUGAGUAGAGAUCUUGCUCUUGUCUUGUUUCUAAUACAUGUUACUUUUGUGUGAAAACA